UUCAAAUCUCUCUCAUCUCUCUGAAAUCUCUCUCUCUCUCUCCCUGCCAUUAGCAAGCAGCCCCACUACCUUUCCAAAGUGCCACUGUUUGUUUGAUCAGCCAUCCCUCGUUUUCUUUAACAACACUCAUGUCAACAAAGACUAUUCCAUUACAAGUCUCAAAGCUCUCUGUUUUCUUCAAGAGCUUACGAAUCUCUCCUUCUUCUUCUUCUUCUUCUUCUUCUUCUUCUACCCACCUGAUACAUUCUCUGAACUCUAGGCCGAUACCCAUCUUCAUUUCCAUGGCGGAGAUGAUUGUUUGUUGGUGGGUUUGUUGAGCGAUGAACAAAAGCUUUAGCCUUUAGGGUUUCAUGUGAAACUGUAAUUUAAAGGGAGAGAGAUAUGGCUAUACCUCUAAUUUCAUCUAAUAUUAUUGCAAUCUUUCUUGUUCUAUGUUCUUUGUUUAUCUAUGGAUCUGCAGAAUUUGAUAUAUUUUCGCUGAAAGCGGUUAUAAGAGCUUCGAUUCCUGAUCUUCAACACAACGAAAUCACUGAACUAAGUCCUUCUCCUUCUCCAUUGUCCUCAUUCUUUAAGCGUCAUCACUUAAGAAAAAGGAUAAUUAGUCUCUCCCCUGAACCAUCAAAUCAGCCAUCUUCACACAAUGGACGACGCCAUAGAGGUCAUUUAAUCUCUCCAUCACAAUCCCCUGCUCCAUCAAUAUCAGAGACAACUUCCAGCCAAUUCAAUGUGCCUCUUUCAGCACCUACUUUACCUCCAUCGAGUUCUUCGCUUGGUAGAAAGAUAGCUCCUCAACCUAUGCCAUUCAUGGCACUGCCGCCUCCACCUCCUAAUCAUGACUGCACAUCAGUGACAUGUACAGAUCCCUUAACAUAUACGCUUCCAGGAUCUUCAUGUGGCUGUGUCUGGCCUAUCCAAGUUAGAUUGUUGUUCAACAUUGAAUUAUAUACAUUUUUCCCUUUGGUCUCUGAGUUGGCCAAGGAAAUCGCCACUAGUUUGGAACUGAACCAAAGUCAAGUCCGCAUAAUGGGAGCAAAUGCAGCCAGCCAGCAGUUGGACAAAGCCAAUGUCCUUAUUAACUUAAUACCGUUGAGACUAAGCUUCAAUCAUUCAGUCGCCCUUUUAGUGUUCGACAAGUUCUGGCUCAAACAGGUCCCAAUAAGGACUUCCCUUUUUGGCACCUAUGAUGUGGUUUACGUUCACUAUCCAGGUCUUCCACUCUCCCCACCUUCAGCGAACGCUGCAACAAUAGAUGGGCAGCCAUUACCAAACAGUGGAAAAGGUGGAAGUGCGAUAAAACCCAUUGGAGUAGACAUUCCAAGAAAACAGAAGGAUGGCUCGGUUCGAAUAUCUGUCAUAUUAAUCAUUUUAUCUUGCGUGACUUUUUUUGUUGUAUGCCUUGGAACUGCUUGGUUUCUGUUGGUGAAAUGUGGUUGCGUUUUCCAACCUGCUAUCCCAAGCAAAGUCCCUAUCAUACCAUCUCAAGAAAAUCCUUCAGGUACAGCAGGACCAUUAGCGGUUGGAAGCAAAGCUAGCUCAGCUUCGAUGUCUUUUGGUUCAAACCUUUUAGCAUACACAGGAACAGCUAAAGUAUUUGGCCUAGAUGAAAUAGAGAGGGCAACAGAUAUUUUCGACGAAUCAAGAAUUCUCGGGGAAGGAGGUUUUGGACUUGUCUAUAAGGGUAUCUUGGACGAUGGAAGGGAUGUGGCAGUUAAGGUCCUGAAGAGAGAAGAUCAAAGAGGCAGCCGUGAGUUCUUAGCUGAGGUUGAGAUGCUUAGUCGGCUCCACCAUAGAAACCUUGUGAAGUUGAUGGGAAUUUGCUCGGAGGAACACACACGAUGCCUUGUAUAUGAACUUAUUCCUAAUGGAAGUGUAGAAUCACAUUUACAUGGAAUUGACAAGGAAAAUUCUCCUCUUAAUUGGGCUGGUCGAAUGAAGAUUGCACUUGGUGCUGCUCGUGGCUUGGCUUAUCUUCAUGAAGACUCUAGUCCUCGCGUGAUUCAUAGAGAUUUCAAAUCAAGUAACAUUUUACUUGAACAUGAUUUCACUCCUAAAGUUUCAGAUUUCGGUCUAGCUAGAACCGCAAGUGAGGAAGGAGGCAAGCACAUCUCAACUCAUGUUAUGGGAACAUUCGGUUACCUAGCUCCAGAAUACGCAAUGACAGGCCAUCUUCUCGUGAAAAGUGACGUUUACAGCUACGGCGUAGUCCUUCUCGAGCUCUUAACAGGCCGUAAACCUGUUGAUCUUUCACAACCUCCGGGGCAAGAAAACCUUGUUUCUUGGGCACGUCCUCUCCUCACAACCAACGACGGCCUAGAAUCCUUACUGGACCAAUCUCUAAAACUAGACGUUCCUUAUGAUAUUGUCGCGAAAGUGGCUGCAAUCGCAUCCAUGUGCGUUCAGCCCGAAGUAUCUCACAGACCGUUCAUGGGGGAAGUAGUUCAGGCUUUGAAACUCGUCUGUAAUGAAUUCGACGAGACCAGAGACACUGCUAUUUCGAGAAGUAGUAGCCGCGAAGAUCUUUUCGUGGAGGGUGAAGACAAGAAUAUUGAUUAUGAUCAUGACUUGGAGGGUGGUUCUGGAAUGGUGGGUGGUUAUGAUUAUGAUGGGAAGAAGAUGGCAUUGUCGAGUACGGAUUUGAUUGGUGCUUCGGCUGGAUUUGAAGAACAGGAAAGAGGGUCUUUUAGAAGGCAUUAUAAUUCGGCUCCUUUGAGAAUGGAAAGGAAGAGAAGGCCGUUUUGGCAGAGGCUUGGAGGCUUCUCGGGUGGAAGCAUGAGUGAGCGCGGUUUUACUUUGAAGUUCUGGCCUGGGAAUAAUAAUAAGUAAAACUGAAAACCUGUUUAUUUGUCUUAUGUUUUAAGCAAUGGGGUUUGCUUCAUUCAUGGUUUUUUUCUGUUGUUGGUUGUUGUAAAGAACAUGUUGUUAAUUGACUGACUGUUUGGGUGAAAGACAAAGACUACUUAAGGGCUUCUUCUAAAAGAUGGUGAAUAAGAUAAAUUUGAACAAAAUGACUU
Molecule: messenger RNA, 3011 nt
Organism: Impatiens glandulifera
Lineage: Eukaryota; Viridiplantae; Streptophyta; Magnoliopsida; Ericales; Balsaminaceae
Product: receptor-like serine/threonine-protein kinase ALE2
Exons: 10
Coding region: 382-2823 (813 amino acids)
Biological process (GO): protein phosphorylation
Molecular function (GO): ATP binding; protein kinase activity
Source: RefSeq, a predicted model, not a curated record